UCCCUCAAUCCUAUAAAGGGAAACAUUAAAUCUUAAUCAAAUGUUUUAAUCUGUUCUAACAAUUUUGCAGGUUCUACCUUGAUUUCUCGGCAAUAUACGUUGGAGUUGGGAUGGUUUGUCCUCACAUCAUCAACAUAUCCGUGCUUCUUGGAGGGAUUUUAUCGUGGGGUCUAAUGUGGCCUCUGAUCGAAAGGAGGAAAGGAGAUUGGUAUUCCGCAGACCUGUCCUCUGGUAGCAUGCAUGGGCUUCAAGCUUACAAGGUGUUUAUCCCAAUCGCGAUGAUCCUUGGAGACGGACUGUACAACUUUCUCAAGGUAGUGUACCGGUACCAGCAAGACAGGAAGAAAAAUGGCCCUUUUCUUCCUAUAGCCUCGGUUUCCCCGAUCCCCGACCAGGCCUCGGUCGACACUCAGUGCUUUGGACGCUCCUUCGACGAUCAGAGGAGGACCGAGCUGUUUCUCAAAGAUGGAAUCCGGACAUGGUUCGCUAUAGCGGGCUAUGUAGCUAUAGCUGCUACCUCUGCAGGCAUUCUUCCUCAAAUAUUUCCCCAACUAAAAUGGUAUCAUAUCUUCGUCCUGUAUACGGUUGCACCACCCUUUGCCUUCUGCAACGCUUACGGAUGUGGUCUCACUGACUGGUCCCUGGCCUCGACCUAUGGGAAGCUUGUUAUCUUCAUCAUAGGAGCGUGGGCCGGGCAGGCUCAUGGUGGCGUGGUUGCCGGCCUCGUUGCUUGUGGGGUCAUGAUGAACAUUGUGUCCACGGCGUCAGACUUGACGCAGGACUUGAAGACUGGGUAUGUGACACUAUCCUCGCCCUGUUCCACGUUCGCAAGCCAGGUGAUUGGGACCGCAAUGGGCUGCGUGGUUUCUCCAUGCGUGUUCUGGAUCUACUACAAGGCCUUUGAUGACCUUGGGAUAGAUGGAAGCGAGUACCCCGCACCAAUCGCGUCUGUAUACAGGAGCAUGGCCCAACUCGGAGUGGAUGGCUUCUCUUCCCUUCCCAACAACUGUCUCAACCUUUGUUAUGGCUUCUUUGCUGCAGCGGUUGUGAUCAAUGGGGUCCGCGACCUCACUGGAAAGAGAUGGUCCAGGUUCAUUCCUGUUCCAAUGGCAAUGGCAAUGCCGUUCUACAUUGGGGCAUACUUCGCCAUCGAUAUGUGUAUCGGGAGUUUGGUCCUACUUGUGUGGGAGAAAAGAAACAAGACCGAGGCAAAGGCCUUCAUUCCUGCCAUUGCUUCGGGAUUGAUUUGCGGAGAAGGGAUAUGGAGCCUGCCCAGCUCGAUAAUAGCUUUUGCUGGAGCUAAGCCACCGUUUUGCUUGAAACUCAAGUUCUAACAUUAUGUUUUGCAUAUAGUUUUGUGAGGGAAUAGAAGGGAAAUAAGACCCGUUCUCUUAUUGCAGAUGAGGACGUGUAGCUCUAGAUUACGCAUGUAGAGGUGAUGCAUAUUUAUUUUUUUGCGGUAGAAACGUGAUGAAC
Molecule: messenger RNA, 1476 nt
Organism: Punica granatum (pomegranate)
Lineage: Eukaryota; Viridiplantae; Streptophyta; Magnoliopsida; Myrtales; Lythraceae
Source: RefSeq, a predicted model, not a curated record